AUGGGUUCCACUUGUUGUCAUACUAAAUUCUAGAGUUCAUCAUAUGGUAAAAUGAUUAUGUUAACAAUAGCAGAAUUAUGUUUAGAAUAAGGAUCGAGUGCACUGAUUUUAUAGAAACAAAGUUUUUCAUAAUAAGAGUUGAAUUAGAUGGUAGCACCACUCCCAUUAGGAAAGGAAUCACCAAUACCAACAAAACUAGAAGCUAUGAAAUAAUAGAUUCAUUUAUUAAAAUUGGAGUCUAUUGAAGUUGGAAAUGAGUUAAUAGAAGUGUAAGAAAAUACACCAGAUGAUGAAAUUGAUCUUACAAGAAAAGUAUCAAUUGAUAGUGAAUUACAAAAUAUCAAUAAUAAGGAAAUUCUGAGCCCUAAUCAUAAAGAAACUAACCUAUUACAAUUAAGUCCUAUUAAAUUAGAUUCUGCCUUUAAUUUACCUUAACAAUCUCCUUCUCCAUAAAAGAAAAAUUGUAGGAGAAAAGAAUCAUUAAGUGUAGAAUAAUAUAAUAAUACAACUUUUACUUCACCUCGUAUUUACACAACAAAUAGAUAGAUUUAAGACUAAAGUGCUAGUCCAACUAAAAAAUCAAUAGGAUCUAUGAGUUCUUUAACUAUUAGAAUGGGUGUUGAAUUAUUUAUUAACUUAAAGAAGGGUUCUAUAAAUAAGGUAUAUGCGUUUGGAUAAGUACUUGGAUAGGGAGCCUUUGGAAAAGUAUGGAAAGUCACUCAUAAAACAACUGGUAAGAUUAUAUAAUUUAAAUUAGGUUUGAUAAGAGCGAUGAAACAGAUAAAAAAAUCUGAAUUAAUAAAAGAGGAUGAAUAAAAGUUAUUUUAAGAGAUGCAUAUAUUAAAAAACUUAGAUCAUCCUCAUAUUGUUAAAUUAUAUGAAUUGUAUCAAGAUUAAACUAAUUAUUAUAUGAUAACUGAAUAUUUGUCAGGUGGAGAACUAUUUGAGAGAAUAAAGAAAAUGUAAGUUUUUACAGAAAAAAGAGCAAGUGAAUUAAUACUUUAAAUACUACUUGCUAUCAAUUAUUGUCAUGAAUAAAAAAUUGUUCAUAGAGAUUUAAAACCAGAGAAUAUUCUUUUUUCAGGUCCUGAACCAUAACAAAAUCUUAAAAUUAUUGAUUUUGGAUGUUCUCGUAGAUUUAAUACAUCAAAAAUGACUAAAAGAAUGGGAACUGUAUAUUUAAUUAUUAUAUCAAUAGCCUUAUUAUAUAGCACCUGAAGUUUUAGGUUAAAAUUAUACAGAAAAAUGUGAUAUUUGGUCAUGUGGAGUAAUUCUAUAUAUUCUGUUAUGUGGAUAUCCUCCAUUUACAGGUAAAAACGAAUAAGAAAUCUUUGAAAAAGUUAAAUUAGGUAGAUUGAAAUUUCCAAGUAUUUUCUAUUAAUACUUUAGAUGAGGAAUGGGAUCUAAUUUCAAAAGAAGCUAAACAUUUAAUUUAAAAGAUGAUUUAAGUGGAUGUAAAUCUUAGAUAUUCUGCAUCAUAAGUUAUGAGUGAUCCUUGGUUCUAAAAACAUGCAAUUAAUUAGCCAAUUAAUAAAAAGGUGUUAGAUAAUUUAUCUAAAUUUUAAGCAACCAGUGAAUUUAGAACAGCUAUUGUUUAAUAUAUAGUAUCUUAAAUGACGAAUCAUAAAGAAAUUGAAGAUUUAUAAAAUACUUUCUAAUGUUUAGAUAUAAAUAGAGAUGGAGUUAUAAGUAAAGAGGAACUAAUUGAAGGAUAUAAGAAAAUUAUUAAAAGUUAAGAGUAAGCUGAAUAAUAAGCUGAAAGAAUUUUGGAAGAAAUUGAUAAAAAUUUAUCAGGAUAAAUUGAUUAUAGUGGUAUAUUAUUCUAUAAUUCCUUAGAAUUUAUCAUGGCAUCAAUUAAUCAAUCUAAAAUCAUUUCGUAAAAAAAGAUUGAAUAAGCAUUUCGCAUAUUUGAUUUAGAUGGUGAUGGAUAUAUAACAAAAUAGGAAUUAGAAGAUGUAAUGGGUACAUUAAAUUAAGAUGUUUGGUAAUUAUUUCUAUAAGAAACUGAUCAUAAUAAAGAUGGAAAGAUUUCGUAUUAAGAAUUUUUAAAACUAUUUUUUUGA
Messenger RNA from Paramecium pentaurelia, 2063 nucleotides. The record is from the annotation of a GenBank genome assembly. Lineage: Eukaryota; Ciliophora; Oligohymenophorea; Peniculida; Parameciidae.